CUGCUGUAUUCAGUAUUCAGCAUAAAUAGAAGGAUCAAGGGAAAAAAUGGCACAUGAGAAUGAAAUAGCUAUUGUGGGGAUAGGAUGUAACUUUUCUGGAGGUGAAGGCUACAACCGUUUGUGGAGAGUCCUGGAAAGUGGCAAAAAUUGUGCUACAGAAAUACCUCGUGAAAGAUUUAAUGUUACAGAGCGGCAUGAGCUUGGUGAUGACGGCAGACACAAUAAAAUAGGUCUGCCUUGUGCUGCUCUUCUUGAAGAGUUUAAUGCAUUUGACAAUAAACUGUUUGGCAUUAACAAUGAGGAAGCUGAGCACGUGGAUCCUCAAGAAAAGCUUCUCCUGGAAUGUACCUACCGAGCACUCGAAGAUGCAGGAAUUCCUACUGAAAAGAUCAGUGGCACCAAAACAGGGGUUUUUCUUGGUCUAAUGAAUGAAAACUGUGGGUGCAGGGCAGUUACCAAAGGAAAUCACGAUGAUGGUACAAGGACACUGACAAGCACAACAGCUAACAGGAUUUCAUGCACUUUUAAUCUGACUGGACCGUCGCUAAUUAUUGAUACAGUUUGCUCAUCAUUCCUCUCUGCUUUACAUUUUGGCUGCAAAGCCAUUAAACAAGGAGACUGUGAAUCUGCACUUUGUGGAGGAGUGAAUUGUAUUAUGGAUCCUGGGAAGUUUCUGUAUCUUAACAAAGGAAAAGUAUCUGAUGAAAGGACCAAUAAACCAUUAUUCAGAAAGACAGAUGACUAUGAAAUAGGAGAAGGCUGUGGCAUUCUUUUGUUAAAACCACUGAAAAAGGCCCAAGAAGAAUUCAGCAAAAUUUGGGGUGUCAUCAGCGCCAGUGCAGUCAGUCAGAAUGGAAGAUGUGUUGCUUCAGCCACCCAAGGAAAUCCAACAGAACAGGAAAAGUUAUUGCUCAGCAUUUAUCCAGCAUGUACUGAUCCAUCAGCAGUUCAGUACAUUGAAACACAAAGCACAGGAAACUUUGCUGAAGAUGCCACUGUGGCAGACAGACUAGGCAACUAUCUUGGGACAAAAAGAUCUCCUUAUCUUCCCCCUCUCAAGAUUGGUUCAGUUACAGGGAACAUAGGAUACACAAAAUCAGCUUGUGGAGCAGCAGGAUUGAUUAAAGUUCUUCUCAUGAUGCACCAUGGAAAGAUUGUCCCAUCCGUGCGCUUUCUGGAAGGAAUGAAUAGCACAAAUAUAGAGAGAUUAAAUAUCUCCGUUCCAACCAGAGUGGAAAACUGGGAUGACUCGGGUGAGUUUGGCAGAAUAGCUGGGAUCAACUGUUUUGGAAGUAAUGGGAACAAUGCCCAUGUGGUUGUCAGACAAAUUAAACAAACACAGGAUUCACUUCUAGUCAAAAGACCCACGGAAUUGUUCGUAAUCUCAGCAGCUUCAUCUAAUUCUCUCAGAAAGACACUGGCAGACACUGCUAGACACCUCAGCAUAAAUGACUCAACAACUCUCCCAAAUCUGGCCUAUACGUCUGCAUGUAGAAGAAGCCACAAAAACUGUAAAUAUCGAAAAGCAUUUGUGGCAUCCUCUCUUCAGCACUUAAAAAAUCAGCUGGUCUCUGGUGCUGACGUAGAAACAGUUCCAUUAAAGAAGCUUCCACAACUAAUUUUUGCAUUCUCCAGUAAUGAGCUGAAUUUCAAAGGGAUAUGCAAAACCUUGCUUAGACUGGAGCCAGUUUUCAGAGACAAGUGCAUUGAAAUAAAACAAUUAUAUCAACAGUUGACACCCAUUCCAAAUUUUGAAUUAACAAGGAGCGCAGACGCGGAUUUGUCCAGACCUGAAAUUGCCCAACCCUUGUUCUUCAUGCUCCAGGUGGGCCUGGUUGAGCUUCUGCGGCACUGGGGAAUUAAGCCUGUUGCCACUGUGGGACAUUCCGUUGGAGAGGUGGCUGCUGCCCAUUGUGCGGGCUUGAUCUCCUUGGAGGAUGCUGUCCGAAUCAUCUAUCACAGGAGCAGGCUACAGGCUAAGGUCACCAGAGGCAAGAUGCUGGUGGUGGGUAAUAUCCCCAUUCAGCAGGUGUCAGCAGCCCUUGAAGCAUAUUCAGGACAAAUCUCUGUUGCAGCCAUUAACAGCCCUCAGUCUUGUACAUUGUCAGGAGAGGCAGAGUCCAUCAGUGCCCUCCAAAAACAUCUGGCUGAAAAAUUCAGCAAAAGAAAUCCCUUUCUUCAUGUUUUAAAUGUGCCGGUUGCGUAUCACAGCCAUAUGAUGGAUCCAGUACUAACAGAGAUGGAAGCCAGUCUAUCUGAAUUAAAGAAAGGGAAGUUAGCCAUUGAACUAAUUUCUACAGCAACCAGGAAGGCGGCUUCAAAUGGUGAUUUUGUUACUGGCAACUAUUGGGCCAGACAGGCUCGUGAUACUGUGGCUUUCGCAGAUGCUUUAAUUACAUUAGCAAAAGAUAAGGAUGAUAUUGCAUUUGUAGAAAUUGGCUCCCAAAGUGUAUUGCAGAGUUACAUCACUGAAACAUUAGGAUCAAAAACCAAGGUUUUCCAUUCCAUGCAAAUUGACCAAGAAUAUGAAGCCCUUCUUAAUCUAGUAAAAGAUUGUUUUGAACUUGGAUUCAAUGUAGAUUGGCAACAUUUUUAUGAAGGGUAUCAAAGCAUACCAUCAGCUUUUCCCAGGUAUCAGUUCGAUCAUCAGAAGUUCCUGUCACGUUGGAGCAUUAAUCAGCAAGAAAGCUAUAAAAGUCCAAAUUCAAGUCACCCUUUCAUUAGCAGGGCAAAUGAAGAGAACUCAGAAUUCAUCUGUACCAUUUCUGAGUCCCUCAUGCCAUAUUUAUUUCAGUACAAGCACCACAGUAGAGCUUUAAUUCCUGAUUCUUUUUUUGUGGAACUUGCUUUGGCAGCUGUGAUGACCAGCUCAAAACCAAAGGUACCCUUACGUUUUUGUCAGAUGAAUAUAAUUUUUACUGAGUCAUGUAUUUUACAUGAAAAUUCACAAGCUUUGAAGAUAAAAGUUGAGCCACAGCAAAACUGGUCAGUAUUCAGGAUACACUCUGAAUCAGGUCAUAAAGUUUAUGCAUCUGGACAAGUCACAAAAACUCCAGAAACACUGAUUGAAGAAAAAGAAAUUUAUCUGAAAGAUAUUUUUCAGAGGUGUAGCUCUUCUGUUAACAAAGAUGAGGUUUAUGAAGCAUUGGCACAGCUGGGGCUCCAUUAUGGCGAUCAUUUUAGGCAGCUGAAUGAUUUGUUUUAUUGUGAAAACUUGAAAGAAGUUGUAACAACUGUUCAGCUGAACACACAAAUGGUUGAAGAAAUGCAUGAGUAUUAUAUCCAUCCAGUACUCUUAGACUGUUUUCUACAAAUGGUGGGUGUUCUGGCUUCACUUAUUUCCAAGAACAAAAUAGUAUUUCCUUCCAGCAUAAGCAGCUUGGUAGUUGCUCAAUGUCUACAGGAGGAAAUGGUUAUAUAUUUAAAAACAAGCAUGUCCACCAAUAAUUGCUUACAGUUUUGUGGUUGCUUUACAGAUAAAAAUGGAUCUGUUUUAGCAGAACUGAAAUGUGUCCAGGCCACUUUUAUAAAGGAAAUUCCUAAGAAAGAAAAUGAUACAUUGUUUGAAAAUAAUUGGAAAGAAAUAACUUUUGAUCAAACUAUGCAAAAUUUACCCAAAGCACCCAGAGCUGUGGUGUUCACUGACAAAUUUGGAAUUGCACAGCAACUCAAGAAUUAUUUACAUAGUGAAUCUAAAUUUCUUACAUACCAGGAAUGGGAGAAAUUACUGUUAGCCAAGAGAACAAACACCAGUGCACAAGCUAAAAUGAAGAUGGAUCUGCAAAGAUAUGAUAAUGUUUUGUUUAUGUGGGGUAUCCAAAAACUGAAUGAAUCUUUACCAGAGAAAGUGGUGAAGUAUUCAGUACGAUGUUGUGAGGCUUUUCGGCAAGUUGUUAUUGCAUUAAGGGAGAAGAAGUCCCACUGUUCCAUUACAGUAAUCACUUAUAGGACAUCAGGAAGAAAAGUAGACCACAUAAAUACUGGUUUUGUUUUGUAUGGUAUGACUCGAACUUGUAUGGUUGAAGUCCCUGAAAUCACAUUUCAGAUAGUUGAUAUCAGCUCUACAAACUCAAUAGAUAUCUCAGCUUUAGCUGAUGUUUUAGUACAAUAUAAAGCUCAAGAUUACCCAGAAGUUUGGAUUGACGAAGGAAGAAUUUACUGUUCUGAAAUCAGGCGCACCCAGACUGAAUCCACUGCCUUCGAUGUACCUUUUGAGUCACUUCAGAAUUCAGAAUUGUGCAGUUUGUACACCAGUGAUCCAUAUGUUAUAAACAAGCUCUCAGCAGAAGUCACCAGUCCACAUACUCAGCUUGGCAGUCACAGCGUGGAGAUUCAAAUGGACAAAAUGACCAUUCAUUCAGAAGACUAUUUUCCUGUUAGUGUGUCCAGCUGUAAAUACAGGGAAACCUUGUAUUGGAACUCCUACACAAAAGGCAAACAUCAGGUUUUAGCAUUAGAUUUUAGUGGGACUGUAACUGCAAUUGGUACUGAAGUGAAAAAAGUAAAAGUAGGGGACCAUAUUGUUUCAUGCUACCCAGUUUCUGCAGCUACAAAAAUUAGUAUUCCUGAAGCAGUGUGUUUCAGGACACAAAAAUUUUCCUGUUUUAGAAAUUCACCAUGCAUGUCAUUCUUCUGGCUAGCAAGGGAAAUUCUGCUCCAAAGACUGCCAGUGCCCAAACAUAGUGAGGUGUUAGGUAUUAUUUCUACUGAGCCUGAGUCAGUUUUGUGCAAAGUGCUUACCAUUUUAGCCCAGGAAUCCGGAUGGCAUACUAUUGUUACAGACCAUAUGGCUGGACUAUGGCAACGUGUUAAUCAGAGCAGUGCUCUGAUUUUCCUACCUCCACUGAAUGGUAUCUUUAAGGAGGGAUUAAGCUGCCUCUUCCAUCUUCAAGAUGUUGUACUGAUUUACGGUAAUAAACAGCCUGAACGCUUGCAAUAUCUGAUUGAUCAUGAAAAUAUCCGCCUCCAUAGUAUCAACCUGAUCAAUAUUUUUCAGAAAGCAUCUCUGAUACGGUCUCAGAAGGAGAUUGACUAUUGGCUUAAAUCAAUAAAUAUGAAACAAUUACAGCAUCUUCCGUCCUCCAUUUUUCAGCAUACAGGCAUGCCAGAGAGAUCAGAUAUUGAAACAUCUUAUUUCAAUUGUAAACAAGUCCCCAUUGCAGUACUGAAAAGGAAUGAGAACAGUGAGAUCUCAGAUAUAUCAAUCAUUGAAUCAGGUAAAAGUUUGUUUAAACAGAAUGCCAUUUAUAUAAUCACAGGGGGACUCACUGGACUUGGCUUUGAAACAGUAAAAUUUGUAGCUCAGAAUGGUGGAGGCCACGUUGUCAUACUUUCACGGGGCAAAUCAAGUCCUCAGGUGCAGAAAGAAAUAAAUGAUCUUCAGGAUCACUGUGGCUGGAGCAGAAUAAUCAGCCUGCAAUGCAAUGUGAUUUUCAGUUCUGAGGUUGAGAAGGCUAUCAAAUCUAUCAGCAAAAUCUUUCCAAACUGUCCAGUCAAAGGGAUAUUCCACAGUGCUAUGGUUUUAAAUAAUGGCCGUCUUGAAACCCUCACAAUGUCUCACUUUGAGGAAGUUCUAAGUCCAAAGAUAGCAGGAGCAAUCAAUCUUCAUCAUGUCAUGAGAGGCCAUGACCUCGACCACUUUGUGUGCUACUCAUCUUUUUCAUCAUUUCUUGGAAGCCCAACACAGUCAAACUACGCGGCUGCCAAUUCUUUUCUGGAUCUCUUCUGCCAUUACAGGAGAAACUCUGGCCUUGCAGGGCAGUCCAUUAACUGGGGAGAUAUAAAUACUGGAAGUCUACAUGGUCAUCGUCACGAUCAGCACCACAAGUUACAACUCCAAGUUUUAGAGGAACUUCAAGUAAAUGACAUUCAUGAACAGCUCAAAAGAAGCUUAAUUCUAAACAACUGUCAGCAAGCAGUGGUGAAACUGAAUUUGAAAACCUUAGCUGACCAUACUUCAUCUCAGAAUUUGUCACUGAAGAACCGUUUCUGCAGCCUUAUUUUUGAAGAGAUGGGUAGUAAUUCUGAAUUUACUUCUGAAACUAUACCCCCAAAUCUAGGACCUAUAGAUUACAUUAUCUCACUUUUGAAAAGCUUGACUAAUACAUCACCUGGUGGCUUUUCAAUGCGCACACGACUUUCAUCACUGGGUAUAGAUUCUAUCUUAGCCAUUACUCUGCAGCACCGUAUCUUUGUGGAAAAGGGAGUGGAGAUACCGCUUGUGAAGCUACUUGAUCCUCAUUCAACUGUAUCAAUGUUAAUCUUGUUCUUGAAAGAAAAUUUGCAAAAAACAGAUUCUAAUGUAGGUGAAGAUAUUGAUGCUGGGAGCUGGUUAUAGGAAUCCUUUUCCUGGUCUUUUUUCCAAAUUAAUUCAGCUAUGGCUGAAUUAAUGUUUUAUCAGUUAAUUAAAUUUAAACCUCGAAAAUAGCUUAAUUACCAUGCUAAUAGUUAUUGUUGUGGAAAUAAACCUCUAUGUAUGAUAGGAUCUUGACAUACAUAAUAUUCUAGUUACAGACAUGAAUAAUAUAGAACACAAUGUAUGUAUAAUAAAGGUGGAGGAUCUCACCCAAAGAAGCCCAGAUUUGAAACAAUUAAAGCAAAACCUAAACUUGAUACCUCAAUCAAAUCUAAGCUAUCAGACUAACACAUGGACAGGGAGAAUCAAAUCAUGGGAAAAUCAAUUGCUACAGAGUCCAUCAGCAGUGGGAUGUUUCUACUAUCAGGAGGGCUUUUAAAAAGAAAAAAUAAUUGCUCCAGUUUUUCUUCAUCUUCUGCCUUUUCUCUCACAGAAGGAGCAGGAAAAUCUCUUCUCAGUUUGAAUCAAAGAUAGAUAAGCAGAAGCCCUAAUCCCCAGAAAUCUGAGGUUGGAAAGCCAGCAAAAAUAUAGCAGCCUAGGGACUAAUGCAAACU
Candoia aspera is the source of this 6909-nucleotide messenger RNA. RefSeq lists its product as uncharacterized. Gene Ontology annotation, molecular function: acyltransferase activity. The record is from RefSeq and is a predicted model, not a curated record. Bases 47 to 6337 code for a protein of 2096 amino acids. Lineage: Eukaryota; Metazoa; Chordata; Lepidosauria; Squamata; Candoiidae. The transcript is spliced from 6 exons.